Molecule: messenger RNA, 2279 nt
Organism: Pistacia vera
Lineage: Eukaryota; Viridiplantae; Streptophyta; Magnoliopsida; Sapindales; Anacardiaceae
Product: putative polyol transporter 2
Exons: 6
Coding region: 87-2279 (730 amino acids)
Biological process (GO): transmembrane transport; proteolysis
Cellular component (GO): membrane
Molecular function (GO): carbohydrate:proton symporter activity; aspartic-type endopeptidase activity
Source: RefSeq, a predicted model, not a curated record
CUCAUGCUGACCAACGUCCCAAACCCCUUGCAGAUUUUGAUCCUCCGCAGAAACCGAAACGCAACAAGUAUGCUUUCGCUUGCGCCAUGCUAGCUUCCAUGACUUCCAUCUUGCUCGGCUAUGACAUUGGAGUAAUGAGUGGGGCCGCAAUCUACAUAAAAAAGGACCUCAAAAUCAGCGACGUGGAAUUGGAGGUUCUGGUGGGGAUCAUCAACCUUUACUCACUGUUUGGUGCGGCGGCAGCCGGCAGAACCUCCGACUGGAUCGGGCGGCGCUACACCAUCGUACUAGCGGGAGCCAUAUUCUUUGUAGGAGCUCUGCUGAUGGGUUUCGCCACAAACUAUGCGUUCCUAAUGGUGGGUCGUUUUGUUGCUGGAAUUGGCGUCGGUUAUGCUCUCAUGAUUGCUCCUGUUUACACUUCCGAACUCUCGCCCGCUGCCUCUCGUGGUUUCCUCAGUUCUUUCCCUGAGGUGUUCAUUAAUGGAGGGCUAUUACUAGGAUACGUUUCAAACUACGCAUUCUCGAAGCUGCCACUUCAAUUGGGAUGGCGAAUGAUGCUUGGCAUCAGCGCCAUCCCCUCCGUGCUGUUGGCCGUCGGCGUCUUGGCCAUGCCUGAGUCACCUCGUUGGCUGGUCAUGCAAGGUCGACUCGGAGACGCCAGGAAAGUCCUCGACAAAACCUCCAACUCCAAAGACGAAGCCGCCUUAAGACUCGCGGAUAUUAAAGAAGCUGCUGGCAUUCCCCAAGAAUGCAACGACGAUGUCGUUCGGGUUGAGAAACGUAGCCACGGUGAGGGUGUAUGGAGAGAGCUAUUCCUUCAUCCUACACCGACGGUUCGUCACAUUUUAAUCUGCGCCAUUGGUAUUCAUUUCUUUCAGCAGGCGUCGGGCAUAGACGCCGUCGUCUUGUACAGUCCCAGGAUCUUUGAAAAAGCCGGGAUUACAUCUGAUGACGAUAAGUUACUCGCAACUGUAGCCGUCGGAUUUUCGAAGACUAUUUUCAUCUUAGUGGCUACGUUUUUGCUUGAUAGAAUCGGACGACGGCCAUUGAUUUUGAGUAGUAUGGGGGGUAUGAUCCUGUCCCUCGCCACCCUUGGAUUCUCUUUAACGGUCAUUGAUCACUCACACGUAAAGUUACCAUGGGCUGUUGGAUUAGCCAUCACCACAGUGUUAUCAUUCGUCGGGUUCUUCGCGAUAGGGAUGGGGCCCAUCGCGUGGGUCUACAGCUCUGAGAUCUUCCCUUUUAAGCUACGAGCUCAGGGAGCGAGUAUGGGAGUUGCAAUGAAUAGGUUUGUAAGUGGGGUCGUGUGUAUGUCUUUCUUAUCCCUUUACAAUGCCAUAACAAUCGGCGGAGCCUUCUUCCUUUUCACGGGAGUCGCAUUUGUGUCCUGGGUGUUCUUUUAUACUAUGUUCCCGGAAACACAGGGUAAAACCCUUGAAGAGAUGGAGGUCCUUUUUGGUAACUUCUAUUUGUUGAGGGACUCCAAUCGCAAGAUGAGGAAUAGUCAACUUAUCGGCAACAGUAACGUAAACAGUGACGUUCCUAGUAUCGUUCAGUUAUGGGCUGUGUUUAAUCCUGAAGCUUAUUUAGGCAGAGAUUCAGAGGAAGAGAGAGGCGUUUAUGUUACAGGUGUGAUGCAAAAUUCUUAUCUUGUGAUGCAAAAUUCUUAUCUAGGCAUUGAUGUGGAGAGAAACAAUUAUAGUUCAAUGGCAGGAAUACAUGGGCCAAAAACGAUAAAGCUAAAAGGGAAUGUUCAAGGUAGGGAGCUGAUUGUUUUGAUUGAUAGUGGGGCUUCCCACAAUUUCAUCAGUAUAGAGGCAAUAGGGAGUUUAGGGAUCCCAAUUGUUGCAACUCUUUCUUUUAGAGUUAGAGUUAGAGUUGAUGAUGGGUAUCGGGUUACAUGUAAAGGGGAGUGUAAAGAAGUUCCCUUGGAAUUACAAGCCCGCAUACAUGAUGUCUUCCACGUUUCACAAUUGAAGAAAGCCAUCUUCUUUAUUCCAAAUAGUCAACCACUUCCAGAGAACCUCAAUGAAGACCUUGUGCUGAUCGUUGAACCCGAAAAUGUGCUCCAGAAGCGGAAGUUGUUGAAUGGACAAUGGGAGGUCCUCAUUCAAUGGAAGGGGCCACCUCCUCAUGAAAGCACUUGGGAAGAUUUCCACACUAUCAAUACCCAAUUUCCCUCGUUCCACCUUGAGGACAAUGUGAUUCUCCUUGGGGAGGGUAAUGAUAGAACCAAUGAAGUGCCGGUCUACAGUAGGAAGAGUAAAUGGGUGAAAUAG